Molecule: messenger RNA, 733 nt
Organism: Rhodamnia argentea
Lineage: Eukaryota; Viridiplantae; Streptophyta; Magnoliopsida; Myrtales; Myrtaceae
Product: thioredoxin-like 3-3
Exons: 3
Coding region: 1-588 (195 amino acids)
Source: RefSeq, a predicted model, not a curated record
AUGCACCAAAUAAUUUGCCCGCUCUUGCACAGUGAGAGUCCCAUCGUGGGGGGUCCGAUCGACGACAGAGUUGGGAAACAUCGGACGCCGAACAUUCUCAAACAUGGAACACUAGAACCAGACGACGGUCUAACGUUACCCAUUAGCAGAGCCCGAGGUUCUCCUUCAAAAGAAGUUGGAAUGGAGGGCCCAUCGAGCGGCAAAGAGGACGGGGCAAGCAAAAUGUUGGGCGACGCGGCCGUUUCGGAGAUGCCGGUGAAUCGUCACGGCAACAUGAGAGUUGCUUCGAGCGACCCCGACUUGUCCCAAAUCAUGAAGGAAAUCAAGUCUUCUAAGUCCCCUGCAGCAAUCAACUAUGGCGCCUCUUGGUGUCAUGUGUGUAGUCAGAUUCUCCCAGCUUUCUGCCAGUUGAGCAACAGCUUUCAAAAAUUGUCAUUUGUGUAUGCGGAUAUUGAUGAGUGCCCAGAAACAACGCAGCACAUUCGCUACACACCUACCUUUCAUUUCUACCGUGACGGAGAAAGGGUGGACGAGAUGUUCGGUGCCGGAGAAGAGCGACUCCAUGAUCGCUUGUGGCUGCAUUCCUGAAUGUCAAACUUGUUAUGAAUGUCUAGUGGCAGAAUUCUUUCGUAGUCAUGCUUCUUAUAAAACAUAUAUGUAGUGCAGCAGAUUAUAACGUGUAUUUGCUGUGAUUGCUGAUUCUUAAGAAUGGCAAAGAUUAGCUUUCAGCUCA